UUGCAUUUCUUUUCUAAAUCAUUCAUUGCAGCACUGACUACAACCAUAGACUGCGUGCAAAAUAAGCUAAAAGCGCCAAAGAAGUUGUCGUCUCUUAUUUUACCAAUAUGCACGUACGCACAACAACCAAUAUGAAUGAAUGUGCCAUAUUCAUUUUAAUGACAGUAAUGGUUGUUGCAGAGAUGAAUGGGUGGGUGCAGUACAUUUUCCCUCAGACAAAUGUUCACAUGAAUUUUUUUUAGCUAUAGGCACUGCAACUGGCAAUGCUGGCAGUACCGAUGGGACGCUGCCUGCUAUAUUAUGUCAAUCAGUUUCGUAUCGAUGAACUUUCCUCUGUACAUUAUGGGACGACUACUUAUACGAUAUACCCAAAUGAUUAAUAAAGAAUGUAAGGAUGAAAUC
Brugia malayi is the source of this 402-nucleotide messenger RNA. Lineage: Eukaryota; Metazoa; Nematoda; Chromadorea; Rhabditida; Onchocercidae. The record is from the annotation of a RefSeq genome assembly.